CGCCCGGGGGGGUGGAGGAGUUUUUGUGGGGGGCGUUUGGGGAGUGGGGGGACUUGGAGAGCGUGCGGGUGGUGGGGGCGAAGGGCUUUGGGUUCGUCACGUUUGCCUACAGAGUCCAGGCGGAGUUCGCAAAGCUGGCGAUGGCCGACCAGCCCUUUCCGCCCUUCGCGCCGCUGCUGACCGUCAAGUGGGCCCACCAGGAGGCCCCCAAGCGCGCGCUGGCCUUCCCGGAGGGCCCCCGCAAGCUCAGGGCCCCCAGGGGGCCCCCCGAGGACCCCCAGCUGGCGGCCCAGGCCCUCCACAGCUACUGCGCCGCCUGGCAAAACUACUGGGCACACGCCCAGCAGCAACAGCAGGAGCAGCAGGAACAGGCGCUGCAGCAGCAGCAGGUGCUGCUGCAGCAGCAGCAGGUGCUGCUGCAGCAGCAGCAGGUGCUGCAGCAGCAGCAGCAGCAGCAGGGCGGCGAGGGAGAGGCUGCGGGAGAAGAGUGGCCGCAGGAAGACCCCGAGACUGCGCAUGCAAACGUGGAGCGCUUAAUGAAUGUUUUGAGCCGCGUCGAAGGCCUUUCGACUUCCGACUUCCUCAACGCCGGGCCCCGCGGUGUACAGACACCCCAGCCCUGA
Eimeria necatrix is the source of this 623-nucleotide messenger RNA. RefSeq lists its product as hypothetical. NCBI's taxonomy places the organism in Eukaryota, Apicomplexa, Conoidasida, Eucoccidiorida, Eimeriidae. The record is from RefSeq and is a predicted model, not a curated record. Gene Ontology annotation, cellular component: U2-type catalytic step 2 spliceosome; Prp19 complex; U2-type catalytic step 1 spliceosome. The annotation marks the transcript as partial. Gene Ontology annotation, molecular function: pre-mRNA binding; U6 snRNA binding. The transcript has a single exon.